GUGAUGCUGAGCAGUGAGAGGAACCAGAGAGAAACAACGGGACCCGCGGUGACCACAGAGAAGCAGAAAGCACGAGACGAUGGUGGGCCUGAGAAACCGGUCCACGUGGGCCCCGCUGCUCCUCAAGGCCUCCUGCAUCAAGUCCUGUGCCAACGGCUGCUCCCUGGGCAUUACCGCACAUCUCACCUACGCCAACACAGACACCGAACCUGUGGAGGGUGUGUUUGUGUACCCGCUAGGGGAGAAGGAGGUGGUGGUGGGCUUUGAGGCGGUAAUUGCUGGCCGGAUGGUGGGAGUUCAGAUCCAGAGUCGGGGGAAGCUGGAGGACUGCUGUCUGGACUGCUGCCCAGGAUUGGGGCUCGAUGGCCAAUGUGGCAACGGACGGGAGUGGGGCUGCUGCGGGGACUCCAGCUUGGACAUGCAGUGUACCAAUGGCCAUCUCAUCCUAGAUGAAGACUUGGAGCGAACCACCUUCAUCGUAGGCACAGGGGUCAUUGGCCCGAUGGACAUUGUAUCUGUCAUCAUUAGCACGACCAUGGAACUCCCCACCUUGAAGAGUGGUGCGAUCCGCCUGGUCUACCCCACAGUACUCACUCCCAUCGCCACAGGGCAGGUCACUGCAAGCAAAAGUGAAAAUGGGGGGAAAUCAGAUGAAACAGGACCCACCAGUUGUUUUGGAGCCACCUCAGGGAAACAGGAGAGGGUUUUGGGUUUGGAGCAACAGUGUGCCCAUGCCAUCUUCACCAGCCCUGCCACCAACGUGGCACCCUACGAGCUCAACUUCCAGCUGCUGGUCCGAGGGGCAUGCCUGCUGGCUGGUCUGGAAAGCCCUACCCACGCCCUGAGGGCAGAUGCAGACCCCAGCGCCCAGAGUGCUUCCGCCACCUACAUCACCCUGGCACAGGAACACCCCUAUGACAGACACAUAGAGAUCAUACUGCACCUCAGCGAGCCUCACAGCCCAUUGGUCAUCCUGGAGAGGGGUCGGCUCACCUUCAGCCAAUACGAGCAGCAGAUCUGUUCCCGCCGCGACUUCAUUCGCUGUGCUCGCAAAGAGCUGGAACCAGAGAAGAAGUUGGAGUUUGUGAGAAAGCGGUACCACAAGGACAUCCUGAGCAGCCCGGUCCUGAUGCUCAACUUCUGUCCUGACCUGCUGUCUGAGCCUCCAGAGCUGCACCGCGCCACCAGGGAACUGCUCUUCCUCAUAGACCGCAGUGGCAGCAUGAGCGGCAUCAACAUCCACCGCAUCAAGGAACCGAUGGUGGUAGCUCUGAAGAGUCUUCCUCCAGGCACCAUGCUCAACAUCAUAGGCUUCGGCACCACCAUCAAAGCCCUGUUCACCACCAGCAAGCUCUGCACAGACGUGAUCUUGGCACAGUCCUGUGAGUACAUCCAGAAGAUGAGGGCUGACAUGCGGGAAACCAACCUGCUGGGGGCGCUGUCUUGGGUGUACCAGCAGCCCGUGCAGCGCUCCUGCCCCCGCCAGGUGUUCAUCAUCACAGACGGCAGCGUCAGCAGUGUAGGCAAGGUGCUGGAGCUGGUCCGCAGGAACACUUGUGCUGCCAGGUGUUUUGGUCUUGGCCUGGGCCCCAGAGCCUGCAGGAGGCUCCUACAGGGUGUUGCCAAGGUGACAGGUGGAACAACAGAGUUCUUGGGUGAGGAGGAGAGGCUGCAGCCCAAGCUGAUAAAGUCCCUGAAGAAGGCCUUUGAGCCAGUCCUCACUGAUGUACGAAUAGACUGGUACCUGCCUGAUAACAUGGAGGCUCUCCUGUCACCCAAUGAGAUCCCUCCGCUUUACCCAGGGAAUCGCCUGAUUGGCUACUGUACCCUGUACGAUGUGUCUAGCUUCAGAGGCAAGAAGACUGAGGGGCGUGGUCGGGGCUAUAAGGGCUUGUCUCGGGGCUCGGUUGGCUCUGUGUUCGGCCUAUCGAACGACGAGCUGUCCCCUCCCUCUGUGUCUGAGCUCCUCCCUCUGGUUACAUCAUCAGAAGGCGCAGACCUAGAGGAGGCGCUGAGGGAAAUCUCCCGGGAAAUCUCCUCAGAGUUCUCCUGUGCCAAAGACACUGACACUGGGACUAGUACAGGUGGGGAGGUGGAAUGGUCCAGUGAUGUUCGUCGUAGGAUCCAGGAGAGUUCUUACAUCCAGGAGCAGUAUGUUCUGACCCGCUGCUCCCUGAGCAGUGAGAGGGGUCUGCCCUACACCCACACCCACACCCACACCCCCUCUACCUCUGACUCUAUGGGAGGCCCUUACCCCACUGACCUGCUCCCCAUCCCGUGCCUGGACACGGGUUCCCUGCCGCAGGGCCUCGAGAAGAUGGCUCCACCCGAACAGAGAAGCACCCUGUCCCGCUGGGGCGAGUCGCCAUGGCAACAGACCGCUUCCUCCGAGAAUACAGAUUCCGUGUCAAAAAAGGCAGGGCGUCUGUGUGCAGGGGAGGAGUCUCGAAGGAGACAGAGGGCAUUGGCCCGCUCCGCCAUGUCUGCGAGAAGUUUCUCCUCCCCCCAGGGUGAGCUGGACAUGCACCGCCUGCGGAGGGCGCUAGAGAGGGUCUCCUUCGACCAGGCAGUGGGGGGGAGGCUGGAGGAGAGCGAUGGGGAGAACCAGCCUACACCCAGAGGAGGGCUGUCCCGCAGGAGCCUCACUGACUCCAACGGCCUGCUGUUCCCUGUCUCUCCUCUGGACUGGGACAGUUUCACCGACCCGGAAUACCUGUUUACCGCCGCCCCCCCGGACGACCCCCCCACGCCCCCUGCCCAGUGUCGCUCUCUCAUCCACGGCCUCCUGGGAGGCAGGCCCGUUUCCUGGGAGGUCACCGUGGACCUGACACAACUCUGGGCCCCUGAGGGCCAGGGGACAGGAGGGACGUCCAGGGGAGGAGGAGAAGGGGGGGAAGGGGGUGACCUCUGGGAGGAAAUGAUCCACCAGCUGACCGUUCGCUCUGCCAUUAGGGACUUUGAGAAGAUGGCGGAGAAGGAGAGUGACAUUGAGCAUGGACCUGCUAAGCGGUACCGUAUGAAGGCCAUCCAGACCAGUAAGAGCUGUAACAUCAUCUGUAUGUACACAGCCUUUACUGCCACCAACACCAGCAAGGGUCCAUCAGACAUUGUGGAAGUUAGAAACACAGGGUUGCGUUUGGGGAACAGACGGAGCUCCCAGUCAGGCAGUCGUAGACAGAGGGCCUACUCUGUGGGACUAGGCCGACGCCCCUCCAGCAGAGACAGUGAGGAAUUUGAGGACACCUGCAACUCCACAGACAGGGAUGAUACUCCUGCCUCCCCCUGCAGCCUGAAGUCUUGGGACAGCAGUGCAGGGGGCAAUCCCUACCCUGCCAGUCCAUCAGCCGUGUCUGGCACCUCCUCCACCCGAUCCCAACGCUCAGCGGAAAGCAAGUCUGUGGAGAGCUUCUUUGGCUCCAGAUUCCCUCUUGGCAGACUUAGGUCGCCUAACUCCUCUGGAAAGCAGGCCCCUCUGAAGGGCCACUGUCUCUCUGCUGAGGCUGAGAAACACACAGACACAGAGAACCCAGACUACCUGCCUCUGGUGCGUCUCCAGUUGGCAUCUGGGGCCUUCCUCCUGACAGAGGUCUACUCUGACUGCAUCCAGAUUCCCCUGGACCGUCUGAAGAGGGCGUCCCCCUACAGCCGCCACCGCAGCAGCCUCAGCCCCCCCUUCCGCUGCACCUCCGCCAACGCCCCAACAAUCCCCUCCUCCACCACUACCAAGCUCCCAACUGGUACCCCCCUCUACCACACCACCUCCUCUACCAAGCCUCCUAGUCCCCCCCAUCACCACACCUCCACCUCUUCCUCUACUGGUCCCAAGCCCUCGGUUAGCCCCCACACCCCAGACAACCCUCCCCCAAUCCUGGACCCCCGACUCCGCAGGAGACGCUUCUCCGACCGGGGCCGAGAGCCCCUGAUGACCCUCCUCGACCCCCCUAGCUCUGAGGAAGGCUCCCCUGACAUGACAGGUGGCCCUCUCCCCCAGACCACCCAGACCCAGGCAGACAGCGGGCGCGGCUCAGAGACUGACGUCUGUGAGGGUUCUCUGUUGGAUCCAGCAGCUCCAGACCCCCAGGGGAGCGACCAGCUGGCUCUGGGAGACCUGGAGGGCUCGAGCUGGGCCACGGCCGUGGCUCUGGCCUGGCUGGAGCACCGCUGUGCAGGGUUUUUCAUGGAGUGGGAGCUGGUGGCAGCCAAGGCGGACUUCUGGCUACGGGGCCAGGAGCUGCCGGAGGGGGUGGACCUGGCCGGGCUGAAGGGGGCUGCCAGACAGCUGUUUCUGCUGCUCCGCCACUGGGACGAGAACAUCCAGCUCAACAUGCUCUGCUACAAUCCCAACAACAUGUGACCACAUAGUCACCAUGUUAAAACCACCACAAUGUGUGACAUUUCUUACUACUGUCACAACAACAUGUGAUGUGACAGUGUCACCAGUGUUGCCUCCUACCUUAAAUAAUUAGGUUCAGUUGAAAAAAGGCAUUUGCACCUCUGGUUGCUAAUACUAAUGCCUCUGUGCCCUGUCUACAUAAAGAAACCCGAUUCCAUAUUUCCCCAGUGCCAAGAUCAUUUUAAAGCCAUUGAAUUAGGUCAAAUUGAGACUUGACGAUGCAAACACUACUUGACUAACCCAAGUGGCCUUGACGUACACCAUAUGAAACUACAAUAAUGCCUUGAUCAUCUAAAGCUUACAUUACUUUGAUUUAGUACAUUUUAUAGUUACUGCUCUAUUUUUUCUUAGCUGAAUGGCCUAUUAACUGGGUAGUAUGUCUAUAACUUGCAUUAGUGUAGAAUGAAAUUACUAUGAAAUCUUGUUUGUAAAUGAAUGACAUUAAAUUCAAAUUUCUUUACAGAGAUAUGCCUUUUAUUUUUCAUCUUUAUCAACAGAAUAAAACAAUCAAUCUCCCAUCUCUGUCCUCAUGUGUAACACACACGCAAAUCAAACAAACAUCAGCAAACAAAUAUGAGCACUAAACUAUGGUAAACAUCUAUCGCAGCUCAUAAAAAUAAAAAUCACACUUAAAGGAACAGUUCCAUUCUCAGAUUAAAAAGGGACAGUUCAG
Messenger RNA from Coregonus clupeaformis (lake whitefish), 5066 nucleotides. RefSeq names its product von Willebrand factor A domain containing 5B2 (gene vwa5b2). The transcript has 21 exons. The record is from RefSeq and is a predicted model, not a curated record. Bases 80 to 4354 code for a protein of 1424 amino acids. Lineage: Eukaryota; Metazoa; Chordata; Actinopteri; Salmoniformes; Salmonidae.